Caenorhabditis briggsae is the source of this 1305-nucleotide messenger RNA. Lineage: Eukaryota; Metazoa; Nematoda; Chromadorea; Rhabditida; Rhabditidae. Bases 1 to 1305 code for a protein of 434 amino acids. The record is from RefSeq and is a predicted model, not a curated record. The transcript has 6 exons.
AUGAUUGUAAUGUUCGACCUGGAUAUGCAAUGGUAUACUGUAGAAAAACAUGUGGAAAUUGUAUUGGUAGGAAUCGAGAAGAUAUUGCUAAUCUGUACUUAUAAGAAUUUAGAGUUUUGCGAAGAUUCGAAAUUCAUCACGUGCAGUUCCGAAAGGAAGAAAGACUGUGAUGAUAUGCUGUCCGAUUAUUGCCCGAAACUUUGCGGAAAAUGCUACUCAAAAGUGAAAUCUGACAUGAAACGAAUAAAAACGAUUCCGGUCACUCAAUUUUUCAAAAAUCCUGCGACUACUUCAACGACAACAACUACUCGAAGCCCAUCUAUCCGCCUAAAACAACCGCGAAUGCUCCCAAACGGAACUUUCAUAAGCCCACCACUACCAAAAUAUGAGAAGCUGGAUGACACAACAUUCACGAUUCCCGAACAUCCAACUGUCAUCGAGUAUCCAAUGGCUCAUAUGGAAGAACUAAUCCCGGAGCCUCAAAGAAUCUGGCCAGAACCAGAACCUAUGAGAAUCCAACCAAUUAGUGUGUACAGCCCAUAUGCUUUUGUUCCCUUACAACAUCAUACUCCACAGCACUAUAACCCGUGGUCCCAACAACUUGGACUCACUUCGUCUCUAGAUACUUCUCGGCGUGCUCCUCAAAACUAUUACUCUUCAUACAAUCAAUAUCCACAGUAUCCGGAUGAAAAGAUCAAUUCAAUCACACCUUCCAAUCCUCCAGCAUCCUCUAGCUUUGAGAAUCCAAUGCAGUUAGUUGAACCAUUCUUGGCUCCAGGCCAACCAGAUCUCAAUCCAAAAUCAGUGUCUUCUCUGAUAAACCUUCUGGGAUGUAAAGAUAAAGAUGAAAUUAUUUGCAAGCAUGUCACAGCUGACACUUGUCUCUCUCGGCCUGGAUAUUAUCUUAAAUUGUGUCCAGUUACUUGCAAAAACUGCAGCGGGUACCAAUGCAUCGAUUCCAUCAAAAUUGAUUGCGCAGAAGUGAAGGCUCAAGGGGCUUGUAAGCUUUCAGUAGCAAGUGAAUACUGUCCAAGAACGUGUGAAUAUUGUAAUCCGCCAAGUGAGAUGGCUCAGAGUAUGUCAGACUGCAAAGAUGAAUUGGAUACAUGUGAGCAAUUGGCCGAGAGUGGAGCUUGCCAACAUGAUUUUAGCAAAUCUGCUCUUCGUCUAUACUGUGCCAAAAGUUGUGGGUUCUGCAAAAUUCCUCAAUUCUACUUUUCUGAUUCUCCUCUUAUGGCUUCCGUGGUUUCAACACGAAAACUUUUGAAAAACUCGAUGAACCGGAGGGAUCGAUUCUUGGGAUAA